Molecule: messenger RNA, 975 nt
Organism: Fomitopsis serialis
Lineage: Eukaryota; Fungi; Basidiomycota; Agaricomycetes; Polyporales; Fomitopsidaceae
Product: glutathione S-transferase
Exons: 7
Coding region: 175-852 (225 amino acids)
Source: RefSeq, a predicted model, not a curated record
UAAGGAUCAUCUGAUCGGUUUCACAGGCAUAGCUAUGUCUCGCUACAUCCCGCCCUAGCCUCUCAUUGCCGUCAACCACGGGAACGACAAGUGACACCGACAUUGUAUUUAUCAAGCUCGCAGCGUCCCUACCUUGCCUACGGUUUCAGGUGCAUCUACACCCUAGUCUCACCGAUGACGUCGCCUGCGAGCCAGUUCACCCUCUAUUCGUCUGUCAUCGCCCCGAACGGCUGGAAGGUCGCGAUCGUGCUCGAGGAGCUGAGCCUUACGUAUGAGACGGUCUACCUGAACUUCCAACAGGGCGAGCACAAGGCACCAGAACACACGAAGUACAACCCGAACGGGCGGAUUCCGACCCUGAUUGACCAUGGGAGUGGUGAUUUCGUCAUAUGGGAAUCGGAUGCGAUCCUGACCUACCUCGCCGAGAAGUACGAUCCAGGCCACAAAAUCUCCGUCAGUGAAUGUGGCGACAGAAUCCACCAGCUGCAGUGGCUCUUCUUCCAAGCUUCCGGUCAAGGUCCAUACUUUGGGCAGUCAACCUGGUUUUUGUACCUGCACCACGAGAAGCUUCCCAGCGCGAUCGAGCGAUACCAGAAAGAGGUUCUUCGUGUCUUCGGCGUCCUCGAAAGCGUGCUCUCUCGCCAAGACUGGCUUGCCGGUGGGAAGUGUACCAUCGCAGACCUGUCGUUCAUCCCAUGGAACGAUAUCGUGUUGGAUCUGGCCCUGAAGGAUUACAACGACUUCAACUUCGAGAGUGACUUCCCCGCGUUGCACAAAUGGCACACGGCCAUGAUGGCCCGUCCGAGUGUCCAAAAGGUCUGGGUGGCCAAGGCAUUGAUUCAGGACAGUUAGGGCGUAAGCGUGUGGGCGUGAUACACCGUAGGCCAAUAGACCUCGGGCAGCUCAUCAUACCAUGCUACUCGUAGCCCUUCUACAACUACAUGGUUCAAUAUUCAAUUCUUAUCUCAUCAUACU